CCGGCGGACUCGAGCUGUGCAAGAUGGCUGAGUGUCUGGCCUCCAUCUUCGGCACCGAGAAGGACAAAGUCAACUGUUCCUUUUACUUCAAAACUGGAGCCUGUCGUCACGGAGACAGAUGCCCCCGGUUGCACAAUAGACCGACCUUUAGCCAGACCGUCGCCCUCUUGAACAUCUUCCCAAACCCUCGGGACUCCUCCCGGGGCGCCGCCGCUCUGCGCGGUGCCGGGAGGGACGUGGAGACGCAGGAGCACUACGACGAGUUCUUUGAGGAGGUCUUCGCCGAGAUGGAGAAGUACGGCGAGGUGGAGGAGAUGCACGUCUGCGACAACCUCGGGGACCACCUGGCGGGGAACGUAUACGUCAAGUUCCGACGGGAGGAGGAUUCCGAGAAGGCCGUGGCCGACCUGAAUAACCGCUGGUUCAAUGGGCAGCCGGUCCGGGCAGAGCUGUCCCCGGUGACCGACUUCAGGGAGGCCUGCUGCCGCCAGUACGAGACGGGACAGUGCGCCCGAGGGGGCUUUUGCAACUUCAUGCAUCUGAAGCCCGUGUCCAGCGAGCUGCGGAGGGAGCUGGACCGGCGCCGGCAGCCGAGGGCCAGGUCCCGAGCCCGAGCCCGAGCCCGUGGGCGUGAGCGGGACAGGGAAAGAUCCGAGCUGUUUCGACCGUGUGUCUGCUCGACAGUGUUGUAGUGUACUCGGUGGACAAGCCAGUUCAUGAUGGCAUUUUUUAAAUAAGAAAAUAAACAGAGAUGGGUUUCCGAAUAAAAUUUGCAGUGAUAUAGUUCAAACAAGUCUUCGAUUUGUUUCAUUUUCGUCGCUCGAAGAGGAUCAAACCAACAGUCAAGAGGGGAUCGUGGUUUUAAAGGGAAGGGGUCCCCCUGGACCUGGGAUGAGCAAAGAAUGGCGCCUAAGGCUGAUCUUGGGGGGCUGGUCUGGGUGGGUGUGUCUGAGCCGACUUUGCUUCUCAAGGGCCUUGGAAAGGGAUUCCCAAAGACAGUAGUUUCCUGGUGUUUGGAAAGUGAAAGAAAACACCGCUGACAACAACAACAAAAAUAAAACCAGAAGCCGGGAAUUUCCCGUGGCUUCCUCCCAAGGGAGGUCCUCAA
Molecule: messenger RNA, 1108 nt
Organism: Psammomys obesus (fat sand rat)
Lineage: Eukaryota; Metazoa; Chordata; Mammalia; Rodentia; Muridae
Product: splicing factor U2AF 35 kDa subunit-like
Exons: 1
Coding region: 24-692 (222 amino acids)
Biological process (GO): mRNA splicing, via spliceosome
Cellular component (GO): spliceosomal complex; U2AF complex
Molecular function (GO): metal ion binding; pre-mRNA 3'-splice site binding
Source: RefSeq, a predicted model, not a curated record